Symbiodinium sp. CCMP2592 is the source of this 2556-nucleotide messenger RNA. The record is from the annotation of a GenBank genome assembly. Lineage: Eukaryota; Dinophyceae; Suessiales; Symbiodiniaceae.
AUGGCGUGCUGCCGUGCUUUCGGAGUGGCGAUCCUGGCCCUGAGCCUCGGGGCAGGGGCGACUCGGCACGAGCAUCCGGCGGCUUUUCUGGGAGUGCGAGGUGCCCAGGAACUCCGAGUGGGGAUGGUCCCCAGCGCCAUCAGCAGGGCGAUUCAGCACGCCUUGAGGGACUCCAGGUCCCACUUGAAGGCCUUGACCGCAGCAGAAAAAGAUGCAGCCGAGAAGAAAGCCACGGCCGACAGCGCCUUGGCCAAGAAAGUAGCGCUCGAAGAAGACAAGCGCAAGCAGGAGGAAGCCUGCGAGGAGGAGGAGAAGAAGAGUCGCGAGAACAGGAUGAAGCUCGAGAAGGCCAGCGAAGAACACGACCUCCACUCGGAGGCCCUGGACAAGGCCCGGGGCUUGUGGAACAAGUUGAAUGACGAGCUGGAGUUCCUCCGGAAAGGUGUGAAGCAGCAAGAGAAGACUCUGAUGGAGACCCUCUACGACAUGGAGACGGCGCUGGAUGCCAAGAAGAAGGAGGUGGAAGACAAGGAAAGCGAGACUGCAGCUGCUGAGCUGGACAUGAAAGAGAAGGAGGACAAGGUCAAGGCUGCCGGCAAAGUGAAGAAGGAGUAUGAAGAGCAAUUGAUAGAGGCCGAGAAGAGGUCCCAGCAAGCGCAGGAGGCUUUGCAGGCGAUCAGGGCAAAGGCAGAGGAAGCAGUGGACGAGGUCGUCAAAGCAGAGAUGGAGCAGAAAGAGGCCGCCAGUCAGCAAAAGGAAGCACAGGCUCUUCACGACAAAGGGGCCCAGAGCUCAGAGCUGCUUCAGAAGUUGAAAGCGGCUGUGGAGGACUUCUUCAAUGCGAUCGACGCUCUGGAAGCGAGCAUGAUGAAGAAGAUGAGUGCACAAGGCAAUGCCAAAGCACACGAGCUCAUCCUCCUUGAUGAGAACUUGGAGCCAACUCUCUCGAAAUACAACCUCAUGGUGGUGGCAUUCGACGAUGUGUGGACAUAUGGCGACGGUUCCUACGCGAAGGUGGAGCCUGCUAUCGAACAGAUCGUGGAGGAUGCCAAGGCUGAUUUGGAGCUCAUUUGCGACCCAACAAGGCAGUUCGGAGAGUCCAUGGCAGAAAGUCCGGAGUUGGAGGAAAAGUGCUGGACCGCACUUUGGCGUAAGGUCGGCAUGAAUGAAGGUACCUUCCCCGGCGAGAAGGGCCAGCUCGCGCAGAGCGCUGAUGUGAAGAGCAGCGAAAUGCCGACUGAGGAGUCGGAGAUCAUGGAGAGUCCCAAGGCUAAGGGCGCCGCCACCCUGACAGCCUCGGAGGAGUCGACGCCCGCCAUGGAGUCGGCGAAGGCCUUGGACACGUACAUGGAGACCACAGCCACAUCGACGACAAUGGGCGACAUCGCCGACCUCCUAGCCGAGGAUUCCAUCAAACCCGGAAGCCCGGCGAAGAUCGUGGAAGCAAGCUCAACCACAACAACGACGGUUGAGGAUGUCGCAGACCUUCUAGCCGAGGAUUCCCUCUCACCUGCCAAAACCAUGGAAGUCAGUGCAGCGACCCACACAUCAACAACACCUGAAGUCGUGGACGAUCUCCUAGCCGAGAAUUCCAUCACUCCCGAAAGCCCGGCGAAGAUUGUGGAAGCAAGCUCAACCACAACAACGACGGCUGAGGAUGUCGCAGACCUUCUGGCCGAGGAUUCCCUCUCACCUGCCAAAAGCAUGGAAGUCACUGCAGAGACCUACUCAUCAACAACGCCCGAAGUCGUGGACGAUCUCCUAGCCGAGAAUUCCAUCAGGCCCGAAAGCCCGGCGAAGAUCGUGGAAGCAAGCUCAACCACAACGACGACGGUUGAGGAUGUCGCAGAUCUUCUAGCCGAGGAUUCCCUUUCACCUGCCAAAACCAUGGAAGUCAGCGCAGAGACCCACACAUCAACAACACCAGAAGUCGUGGACGAUCUCCUAGCCGAGCAUUCCAUCACGCCCGAAAGCCCGACGAAGAUCAUGGAAGCGAGCACAGAGACGCAUGCCACGUCAACCACUACUACGCUUGGCGAUCUUUCCGAUCUCCUAGCCGAGGAUUCAAUCACGCCCAAAAGCCCUCAGUCCGUGGAAUCGGGCGAUAUUUCUGAUCUCUUAGCCGAGGAUUCAAUCACUCCCAAAAGCCCGGCGAAGAUCAUGGAAGCGAGCACAGAUGAGACCCAUGCCACGUCAACCACUACUACGCUUGGCGAUCUUUCCGAUCUCCUAGCCGAGGAUUCAAUCACGCCCAAAAGCCCUCAGUCCGUGGAAUCGGGCGAUAUUUCUGAUCUCUUAGCCGAGGAUUCAAUCACUCCCAAAAGCCCGGCGAAGAUCAUGGAAGCGAGCACAGAUGAGACCCAUGCCACGUCAACCACUACUACGCUUGGGGAUCUUUCCGAUCUCCUAGCGGAGGAUUCCAUCUCGUCCCCCAAGAAAGAGAGCAUGGGGUCUGACUCCCCGCACUCCCCACAUUGGAUGGAGCACAUCACCGGUCACUUCAUGCCAUCGCCGUCUGGCACGGCGACGGCGGGCUCAAUGUCCAUGGGCCAAUGA